Chrysemys picta bellii (western painted turtle) is the source of this 3021-nucleotide messenger RNA. Lineage: Eukaryota; Metazoa; Chordata; Testudines; Emydidae. The record is from RefSeq and is a predicted model, not a curated record.
GAGGCCCCUUUGCACCCCGUGCUCCCCGGCUUCUGCCCUCCCUGGGGGGCAGAGACCCCGCACGCGCAUGGCAGCGGCUCCGGAGCUGCUGCUGCUGCUGCAGGGGGGCUCAGUCCCGGCGGGCACUGACCUAGCAGCCCGCCCCCGCUCCAGGCGGGGUUAGCUGGAAGGGGGCCGUGGAUCAGGAGCCUUAGGGCGGUGGGGAGAGAGCGAGCCUGUGGCAGCUUCUAUCUCUGGUAUCUCUUGGCUGGGCUCGGAGCCGAAAUCGAGCCAUCCAGGUUGCAGCCGCUUGUGCCAUAGGGCCAGGAGUCAGGAGCAAUGGAUCCCCCCAGCUACCUGGAAGAGGACUAUUCUAGCCUGGAUGGGCUGGACGAUGACGUGUUUCACUCUGACUUUGGACUCACAGGUCAGCCUGGUGAGAUGACCCCUCCUGGCAUUUUCACACAGAACCAAUCCUACAGCUGUCUCCUGGGGAGGUUUCAACUGUUCCCACUCACACACUGCUGUGGUCCAGGUAUCAGGCAUGCUGAGCAGCAGGACAAGGCAACCCAAACACUCAGUCCAUCCUCUUCCACUCAGGAUGUCAUGUUGCCAUGUGGAGUCACUGAAGAGCCCCAGAGACUCUUCUAUGGGAAUGCUGGGUACCGUUUACAUGUCCCCCCAGUUGGCUUUGCAUUGAAUCCACACCUCCAAGAGGAGCCUCGGGAAGGUCAACGGGAAGCACGUACUGAGGUUCAGAUUGCACGGAAGUUACAGUGCAUUGCAGACCAGUUCCACAGGCUCCACAUACAGAGGGCAAGAAGUGUGUGCUGCUAUGGCACUGAGAGAGCCAUGCGACUGACUGCAGUGCAGGACGGGCCUGGGGACUGACUGAGCCAGGAGAAUAGAAUUGAAUCGCGUGUCAGCCAAGCAUGUGGGAGAGUUAGUAAACAAAAGCAUCCGCCUGCACUACCAGCUCCUGCAGCCAGCCAAGGAGGAGCUCCUGUGUCUUUGUUUGAACUGGAAGGACAGUCAGUUGAAAAGGAGGGGGAGCUGUUCAACCAUUUAAAAAACAAAACCAAAAACAGGUGUGAAAAAUCUCAGCCAGUGGUUCUGCAGGACUUGACACUGGGAUAGGUAUUGGCAUUUAGAAAUGCUCAGGGAUUCUUUUUCUUGGGAGGGGGGUAGUACUGAGCCCUUGUGUUAAUGUGGAACGGUGCCUUGGACCACAUAGAGUUUUAGUGUCCUAUCUGUGCCAAUGCAUUCUUUUCCCUACUGACCCUGCGUGGAGGACUUCCUUUGUCUGUUGGCACAAUCCACAAAAACAGUCCUGUGCUCUUCUGUGCCUGCUGUUUAAAGGGCAGUCAGUGCCUAGAGACACAUGAAUUGGCUUAUGAUGGGCUGUGGUUUGUCCUUUGGGGCAGCGGAAGGGGCAAUCUCUGAGAAUAGGAAACCUGAGCUGCCAUUUGUCUGUAAAGCUUCUAUUUUGCUGUGAAACUAACCCCAAAACUGGGUGCCCCGUUUCAACAACUCAGAGUCUUGGUCACAGACCACGAUUCCAGGGUUAUAACAGGAAACAUUUAGAAUAUCAGUCAUAGUCACCACCACACCUCCUGAACACCUGGAACAAAAAAUAGGACUAGCGGCCAAUGGGACGUUCCUCCAACAGAUAUGAGUGUCUGGUGGAUCCCGAGCUGGCAAAAUAGGUGCCAGUUGCUGCACUAGUAUGUAGGAAAAACGUCCAGUACUGGAGUUACUUGUCCUGUUAGCUGUUAGGCAUAAAAAGCCUAAAUAUGCCAUAAUUUGAUGCAGUGAUAUAUUUAAAUAAAAUAAUUGCAUCUUCAUCUCCAGUACAGAGUUAGAACAAUGAUGUAAUCUUAUGGAGCACUUCAUAGUUUUACUCUUCAAAGUGCUUAUGAAAUGUGGGCUACUAUAGAAAAUAUUUCCACAUGCAGGUUCUGCUACUUAGAAUUGUUAUGGUCAGUCCACAGUUCUGCAGGGCCCUUUUCAAAUUAUGCACAAGGAACCUUUAGUUCUCUCCUCACUCUUGCGUGCCCAUAGUGCCCUCCAUCUGUUUAAGGCUCAAUACCUUCUGGCAAUCUCCCCUCUUGCCCCCCAAGGCCCCCAUCAUGUAUCAAGAAGCCAGGAGGUGGAGCUAAAACACAACUUUCUGUGUGCGGGAGAGACGUUGGAGAACUCUCCUCUAGUUUACUGGAGGUAGAUUGGACAUGAAUGAGAAAUUUGGGGUGUUGCUGUGAUUGGUAGGUUGGGUGCACGCAUAUAUGCUGUGCAGCGCGUGUGUGAGCACCUGAGUCACUUAAACCUGAGUUUUACUUGCUGCGGUAACUCAAUGGAACACUUCAGCAAUUUCCCACUGAAAAGGCACUUACUGAACAGGCUGCAAUUUUGUGGGAGCCAGUUUUAUUCCAUUCUUCCCUCAUCCCUUAAAUCCAACAUUGGCUACUGUGCACAACUGUAAGAUCAUGUCACAGAAGGUAAAAUUGUCUCUUUAAGAAUAAAGACCUAGUAGCCCAGGACAGUUCUGGGCUUUAAUCCAAGUGGAGCCACUGACUUGCUACAUGUCCUCAGAAAAGUUUCUUGACCUCUUUGUGCUCCAAUCAAGUCAGCUGGAAGAUUGGGUUAAAAAAAGCAGAACCUCAAUGAGAACCAGAUGCUGAAUCAGAGCUGAGCUAUCGUGGGUAAAUAAGUACAUUACAACCAACAACAAAGCCCCCUUCAAACACAUCGGAAAUCCCGCAGUUGAUUUAGGUGUGCUGACCAUGUUCAGAAAACAAUGGGACCUAGCAAUAGAAAUUUAUUGCUACCCUAUGUGGAAAUUCCCCAUGUACUUUAGCAAAUUGUCUUGAUGUAAUUGUGAGGAAGAAAAGGGUGACUGGCCUGAGCAUUGGCCCUGUGUAUGAAAUGUUUAGGACUAGAUCCACACUGGUUGUGGGCAGGUCUCUGGAUAUGAGCCCAUUCCAGUAAAAUUAAAAACAGCAAAAUAAAUUCUUCCUCCUGAAAACUUUCCACUUGAAAGUGAAA